Messenger RNA from Schizophyllum commune H4-8, 1476 nucleotides. RefSeq lists its product as uncharacterized. The transcript has a single exon. The record is from RefSeq and is a predicted model, not a curated record. Bases 1 to 1476 code for a protein of 491 amino acids. NCBI's taxonomy places the organism in Eukaryota, Fungi, Basidiomycota, Agaricomycetes, Agaricales, Schizophyllaceae.
AUGCUAACCACCGGAAGCGCACUUCAUAACGCCCGUCUCAAGCUAGGCCUGGAGGAUGCCUCUUCGGUGAGCCACUACUCGGAAGUCGAACCCGCCCUCGAUCGGCGCCACGAACAAGAAGACAUGUCUCCACUGGAAUUGAUGGACCUCGGCCAGCGACUCGAUGAGAAACUAUCGCAGCAAGGGACACUACUCGCCUGCUACCGAUCCUACCUUGCGCCCAUCCGUCGCCUCCCUGUUGAGAUACUUCUCGAGAUCUUCGGCGCGGGCCGCGUACUUCCAGGUUGGACACCUCUCCAUGCUGUCCAACUCGUCAAAGCUGCUGAGGCUACCUGCUUUCAUUGGCACGAGAUCAUUAAAGGGACCCCUGAUCUGCAUACGUGGAUCGCGCUCCCGCAAUUCUGCAAGGGUGUCCCCCGCCAGCUGCGUCUUUCAAUGGGGAAGCUGCUGCGCGUCUAUGUCAGCCCGUCUGUGCCUACUUUUCAACUAGACGAAACACUCCAGCUGUUAGCUAAGCACGGCAAUCGCUGGGAGAUGUUUGAGGUCGUCAACACCAGCGGUCGAUGCGACCCUAUCAUACCCUCGCUGUACGACGGCUUCACAGACGAAACUUUCGACUCCCUCACCACUCUGUGCAUCCCUGACUUUCAUGUCUACCCCAUCUCAGAGUGGUGGAUCAAGAUGGUCUUUGCGAGAGCGGAGCGCCUGGAGAACGUCUCCCUCGGGGAUUUCCGGCCCUCGAUGGGAUUUCCUCCCGCUUCUCUGCGCUCACUCCGGGUCGCGGAGGGGAGUCUCCUCUCCCUCAUCGAUGUCUUGCGUCGCUGCGAUCAGCUCGAAAGGCUCGAGGUUACGAAAAUCUUGGACGACGUGCCAGCAGCCGCCAACAUGAUCCUUGCAAGAGAAGGCCCUUUCGUCGCUCGCAAUGUCCGUCGCCUCGAACUAGGGCCCGCUCUCGCUGAUUGGCACUCCGAGGAAUGUCAGUGCGAGAGGCUGCUGACGAUAAUCACAACACCUGCUCUGCAAACGCUGUCGUGCUACGCCUCAGGGAGCACGUUGCGUGAUCUAUACCAGCGCUCCGCGCCGCCCUUGGGCGAGCUCCAGGUCUCUGCCUACGCUCUGUGUGAGGAUGACAUCCUGGAUGCCCUCGCCGUCGUCCCUUCCCUGCGUACUCUGCGCGUCGCUGCUCACCAUUGGUGUCCCGACGUGCUCAUCCGUGCGCUUGCGGUGCGAGGAGGCUCGCUCAUAUUGUGUCCCAACUUGGCGCACCUGGAGAUCUCUGUGAAGGGUGAAGGAGUGCAGCUAAUAUGUCCUGAUAUGUUCAGGCAUAUGAUAGAGUCUCGGCGCGCGGCGGCAGACGCUGGCCUUAUCGCUCCGUUGAAAAACGUCGACUUGUCCCCCGGUGGGCGGAUUCUGCCUGACAUAUGUAGGGCGCAGACUGCGGCAGCUCAAUUUAGGUAUGCGAGCCACGUACCUUAG